AUGACGAAGCUGCUGCAGUUUCUCCUCGAGCUGCCAGAUCUGAAGCUAGCCGCCGUAAUAACUCAACCCUCAAAGCCACCGGAUCCUCCGCGGUUGCUAGUCUCCGGCGAUAUCAUCUUAUCUCGCAUCUUGCCACUGUCCUCUUACAUGGAGAGACUGCAUCUCACAUCUUACUCUUUUAUGGAGGUAUCGUUACAACAAGUUUAUCUUAGUGUUGAUCUUUGUUGUCCCUAUUCUUUACUCAUGAUGACUAGCUCCAACAAUGGUCUCUUUCGAAUUGGUGUUAUGGGCACGAUUCCUCUGUUGGGCAAGCUAGCUUAUUGGAAUCGUAAGCCAUUGUUUCAAUUCUCUUUUGUUGACUAUCUAAACUCAAUCAUUGGAUUCAAUCCUCCUUUCUCUUGGAGUGUUGUGGGAACGAUUCAACCUUGUUAUUCUAUUCGGUGUGUUAUGAUAUUACCUCGUCUUGAGGGCUCUACUAGCAUUGUCCUAGUUUCUUGGUUUGAGACAUCUUGCAUUGUCUUAGCCUCUAGCAGCAGGUUUGAGUCGAAGAUUGCAAAUGCUUCGGCUCUCAUCCUCUUCAAAGACUCUGUAAGCCAGUGUACAUCUGCGCUUGUAGCCUAA
Molecule: messenger RNA, 621 nt
Organism: Arabis nemorensis
Lineage: Eukaryota; Viridiplantae; Streptophyta; Magnoliopsida; Brassicales; Brassicaceae
Source: the annotation of a GenBank genome assembly